AGAUUGCACCCGGCCGGCCCCCUCCGGGCAUAAAGGGGAGCGGGUCACAGGCAGGCGGUGCAGAAGCGGGUCGGUCUGUGCUCCCCGCUCCUCGCCACACACACACACCGGGAGGAUGAGGUUCGCCGUGGGCGUCCUGCUGGCCUGUGCAGCCCUGGGACUAUGUCUGGCUGUCCCUGAGAAAACUGUAAAAUGGUGCGCAGUGUCAGAGCAUGAAAACGCCAAGUGCAUCAGCUUCCGUGACCACAUGAAAACCGUCCUUCCAGCGGAUGGUCCCAGGCUCGCCUGUGUGAAGAAAACCUCCUACCCUGAUUGCAUCAAGGCCAUUUCAGGGGGUGAAGCAGAUGCUGUGACCUUGGACGCCGGCUGGGUGUACGAUGCAGGCCUGACUCCCAACAACCUGAAGCCUGUAGCAGCCGAGAUUUAUGGGACACCUGAGAAACCACAAACCUUCUACUGGGCUGUGGCCGUGGUAAAGAAGGGUUCGGGCUUCCUGUUUGAAGAGCUCCAAGGCAAGAAGUCCUGCCACACGGGCCUGGGCAGGUCUGCAGGGUGGAACAUCCCCAUUGGCUUACUUUACUGUAAAUUGCCGGAGCCCCGCAACCCUCUUGAGAAAGCUGUGGCCAGUUUCUUCUCGGGCAGUUGUGUCCCCUGUGCAGAUCCUGUGGCCUUCCCCCAACUGUGUCAACUGUGUCCAGGCUGUGGCUGCUCCUCUCUUCAACCAUACUUUGGCUAUAUAGGAGCCCUCAAGUGUCUGAGAGAUGGAGGUGGGGAUGUGGCCUUCGUCAAGCAUACAACCCCAUUUGAGCUCUUUCCCAACCAGGCUGACAGGGACCAAUAUGAGCUGCUCUGCCUUGACAAUAGCCGAAAGCCAGUGGAUCAGUAUGAGAAUUGCCACCUAGCUCGUAUCCCUUCUCACGCUGUUGUGGCUCGAAAAGUGGACGGCAAGGAGGAUUUGAUCUGGGAGAUUCUCAAAGUGGCCCAGGAACAUUUUGGCAAAGGCACAACAAAAGACUUCCAACUGUUCAGCUCUCCUCAUGGGGCAAACCUGAUGUUUAAAGAUUCUGCCAUUGGCCUGUUAAGAGUUCCCCCAAGGAUGGACUACAAGAUAUACCUCAGCCAUCAAUAUGUCACUGCCAUUCGGAAUCAACGCGAAGGCGUGUGCCCAGAAAGCUCCAGUCAAAGCCAGUCAGUGAAGUGGUGUGCACUGAGUCACCAUGAGAAACUCAAGUGUGACGAAUGGAGCGUUAACAGCGGAGGAAAAAUUGAGUGUGAAUCAGCAGAGACCACAGAAGACUGCAUUUACAAGAUCAUGAAUGGAGAAGCUGACGCAAUGAGCUUGGAUGGAGGACAUGCCUACAUAGCAGGCCAUUGUGGUCUAGUGCCCGUCCUGGCAGAGGGUUAUGAGAACUAUACAAAGAAAGAGCCACUACAGAAAGGGUAUUAUGCUGUGGCAGUGGUGAAGGCCUCGGACAAGGACAUCACCUGGAACAACCUGAAAGGCAAGAAGUCCUGCCAUACCGGGGUGGACAGAACUGCAGGCUGGAACAUCCCCAUGGGCCUACUGUACAGCAGGAUCAACCACUGCAAGUUCGAUGAAUUUUUCAGUCAAGGCUGUGCUCCUGGGUAUGAGAAGAAUUCCACUCUCUGUGACCUGUGUAUCGGCCCAAGCAAAUGUGCUCAGAACAGCAAAGAAGGAUAUUACGGUUAUACAGGGGCUUUCAGGUGUCUUGUUGAAAAGGGAGAUGUAGCCUUUGUGAAACAUCUAACUGUCCUGGAGAACACUGAAGGAAACAACUCUGCUCCAUGGGCUAAGAAUCUGAAGCAGAAAGACUUCAUGCUGCUGUGCCCUGAUGGCACCAGGAAGCCUGUGACCGAGUUUGAAAAGUGCCACCUGGCCCAAGCUCCGAACCAUGUUGUGGUCACUCGGAAAGAGAUAGCAGCCCGAGUUAAGGACAUAGUGUCUAAGCACUGGAAAUCACUUACAUCUGACUGCAAUGAAAAUGCCUGCAAGUUAGACCUUCUGUUCAGACACGACACCAAAUAUUUGAUUAAGAUUCCUGAUGGUAUCACAUUAGAAAAAUACUUAGGAGCCGAGUAUGUCCAAGCUGUUGGUAACAUGAGAAAGUGCUCAACCUCACGACUCCUAGAAGCCUGCACUUUCCACAAAGGCAGAGUAGAAAUCCUCAAAUGGAAUUUGGCAGUCAUUAAUUUUGUUCAAAAUCAUUGUUCUUUCAACAAUCGAAAGGAACUACCACUCCCGAGAUGCUCCGCGGUGCGGAGCCUAGGGCCACGUCGCUUAGGCGGUCCGGGGAGAUCACGCACCUCCUCCAUGGCUUCCGCGAACACCCGGCGUGUUGGGGAUGGCGCCGAGGGCGCCUUCCAGCCUUACCUGGACUCCUUGCGGCAGGAACUGCAGCAGAGGGAUCCCACGCUGGUGUCGGUGGCGGUGGCGCUGCUCGCGGUACUCCUGACGCUGGUGCUCUGGAAGUUUAUCUGGAGCCGAAAGAGCAGUCAGAGAGCUGUUCUCUUCGUUGGCCUCUGUGACUCUGGGAAAACGUUGCUGUUUGUCAGGUUGCUAACUGGCCACUACAGAGACACACAGACUUCUAUUACCGACAGUUCUGCUGCAUACAAAGUCAACAAUAACAGGGGCAAUAGCCUGACUUUGAUUGACCUCCCGGGGCACGAGAGCUUGAGACUUCAGUUCUUAGAUCGCUUUAAGUCUUCAGCCAGGGCGGUGGUGUUCGUGGUCGAUAGCGCAACGUUCCAGCGGGAGGUGAAAGACGUGGCUGAGUUUCUGUAUCAGGUCCUCAUUGACAGCAUGGCUCUGAAGAACACACCGUUCUUCUUAAUAGCCUGCAAUAAGCAAGAUAUCGCAAUGGCAAAAUCAGCAAAGUUAAUUCAGCAGCAGCUUGAAAAGGAACUCAACACCUUGCGAGUGACACGGUCUGCUGCUCCCAGCACCCUGGACAGUUCCAGCACUGCACCUACUCAGUUGGGAAAGAAAGGAAAAGAGUUUGAAUUCUCCCAGUUGCCCCUCAAAGUAGAGUUCCUGGAGUGUAGUGCCAAGGGUGGACGAGGGGACGCUGGCUCUGCUGACAUCCAGGACUUGGAAAAGUGGCUGGCCAAGAUCGCCUGAGGGGCAGCCGUGGCCGCAAACCUUGGCCAUCUGUGACUGACUGGCAGUUUGGGAAAGGGCUGUGGUGGUGUGGAGCUGACAAAGAGGAGCUGAUGAAAGUAGUGUCUGCAGCAUCUCCUCCUUCUAUAAACAGUUAUACCAGCCUGAGAGUAGUCCUGCCCCGGCAGCUCCUUUCUCAAGUAGGCCUUUUUAUUUAACUCUUUCAUUCUUCCUUUGUUAGGUGUAGCAUUGCUUUAGUGUGAGAUAGAACAGACAGGGCAUUACUUGAGGAUAGGCUUAUCAUCUGAAAAGUCUUAUCUCCUGCCUGUCUGCGGUGGUCCCUUUUCCUGGAACCAUACCUGCCUAUUUAUGGACCAGUUAAUUUCCAGUUGCCCCUGGUGUUUUGGCAUAGUACACUGUCAGUUCGUAGUGAAGUCUCCAGUGUGAAGGCAGUUACAGUGAAGACAGCUUCAGAACCACAGGGCACAGUUCUUCAAGGUCUCCAUGACUUGUGUCCACUCCACCUCGGGCCGAAUAGCCACUGAACCCCUAGAGUCACCCUUGCCUGGUGGACGUAAGAGCCAAGUGCCCAGGCACUCACAGUUUAGUAUGUUCUAGAGGCUCCACUGGGGACAGCUGGGAGACAGCACACGGCUGCCUCGGGGGGUGCGUGAGCCCGGGCUGUUGGCUGUGCUGCUUGAUCAGCUCCUGUUGUGUCACCUCAUCUAGAAGGCUGUGGCACAAUACAAACUUAAAAAAUCUACUGUAUACUUUUAAGUACGCAUUUGUUCAUGCUUUAAAAAAAAAGUUGCCUUUUCAAAAUAA
This is a messenger RNA of Meriones unguiculatus (Mongolian gerbil), 3946 nucleotides long. RefSeq names its product serotransferrin-like. Gene Ontology annotation, cellular component: recycling endosome; plasma membrane; early endosome. Gene Ontology annotation, biological process: iron ion transport; antibacterial humoral response. The record is from RefSeq and is a predicted model, not a curated record. NCBI's taxonomy places the organism in Eukaryota, Metazoa, Chordata, Mammalia, Rodentia, Muridae. The transcript has 25 exons. The coding region runs from base 116 to 3142 and encodes 1008 amino acids.